ACACCCCCCACCCCCACCCGCUGAGCAGUUCAGCGCGCCCCGCUCCGCUCAUUUGGAUUCAGUUUGAGAGAGCAAGACGAUGGGAAGCAUGUUACGGACCGUGAUCAUUGCAAGCAACGCAGCAUGAGAGCCACGGUAUCAGCGUUCACAAAGCGUAAGUGGGUGCGUUUAGGCCUGUGCAAGAAUCUCAGAUAAACAAGGAAAUCUGAUAUAGCAUGAAUGCAUCUGGUGGUGAAGGAAAGGAGAGCGGUUACGCGCUGGAUCCAGAGCCAACGACAGGAUGAACUGAGACAUUACGCGCGAGCGGUUGCCACGGGCGAGCGCUGGGUUUGACCUCUGUGGACAUUUCUGGGACACAUAUCGGCGAGGAUGUCUCAAUGAAGAAUGUGACUGAACAUGACUCUCUGCAAACGGGGUGGAUGAAGCCCUCAGCGGUGUCAUGCGUCUUGCCCCGCAGCCCAGCGCGCAACCCUUGCGGCUCAUAGUUCUGCUCCUCCUCCUCGCCACGCACGUGAAUACAUCACCGGUGCUCUCCACGGGCUGCCCGGACAGGUGCGUGUGCGAUGACCAGCUGGUGGUUCAAUGCGCCGGGCAGCACCUGACCACCUUCCCGGUCAACUUGCCGUUGGCCACGCGGCAGCUCAUCAUCUCCAACAACCGAAUCGUGGAGCUGCCACCACUUGCGCUCAACUACCUCUCCGAUUUAGUGUACCUGGACUGCAGCAACAACUCUCUAACCGAGAUAUCCGAGUCCACGUUUGGGAACCUACGGAAGUUGGCCUACCUGGACCUCUCUUUUAACACUUUGACCCGAAUCGAGGACCGGACGUUCGGGCCCUUGACAAGUCUAGUGAUGCUGAGGAUGACGGACAACCCGGGUCUGUCGGAGAUUCACCCGGACGCCUUUGCAGAAAACAUGGCUUUGCAGGUGCUGGAUGUGGGUCGGAACAACCUGACGGUCCUCAAUAUCACGUCCCUGAUCGCGCUGCCCGCCCUGCGCUCCGUGGGGCUCAGUGGGAACCCAUGGAGCUGCGAGUGCGACAACGAGGAUCUGUGCCUGUGGGUCCACCUGGAGGGCUUCAAGUUCCAAGGUUUAAUAUCUUUUAAUCUAAUGCCAGCACAGCAUGACCUUUACUGAUGCUUUCUCAUUAGAUUUAAGCGAGCUGCAGGGAGCCAAUCAAAUACAAGAACUGCUGUGUUCCAGUGAUUAAUAAUUAGAUAAUGCAGGCUUAUGUAAACUUUUGACAUUUUCCUUGCUGCUACCCCUGCAAUGUAAAAGGCUAUAGCCCCCAGAAAAGGAGAUGUUUACGUUUUUUUCUUAUGAGACCAACUUUUUACUAUUUUUUUGUGUAAUAUUCUCAAUUAGGCAUGUAAAGAUAUUCGGAUCCCAUUAUUCUUUCUUGUUACAAAAUUAAACUUGACCGUCAACUGACUUUAAAUACCUUUAAGAUAUCCGCUUAUAAUAAAAAGUGAAAGAAAUUGUUCAAAACCACUGAUUUCUGACAUUUUCAUAGAUCUGAUUAACAUUAGCUACUCUCUUUGUAGUUGUCAUCGCAGAACAUUUAAACAAGAAAAUUGUUGGUUUAGGUGGUAUUGGACUGGUUAGGUCUAAUAAUAAAGUAAUAAAUCAGUAAUAAUCAGUAUUAAAAGCACUCUAGAGGCAGAAACACUGUGUGAAGACGCAUUAUAUAAACAAACAAACAAAGGGAUACAAUGAGUCAGGCCUUUUUUGCCCUCAGCACAUCUGGACCCUCCCUAAUUAUAGCAAAGUUCUUAUUAUAGUUGGCCAUUUGCAAUCACAAAAUUCACUUGAUUACCUGCAUCCUAUAUUUUAUCAAAGAAGUACAUUUGGCUGGACCUACACAGCAUUACUAAUAGAAUCAUAUCAAGAGUCGUGCUUUAUGCAAAGUGUACAGUAAAUGGAGGGCAGCAGCUUUUAAAGGCCACUUAUGUUCCCCCUUUAACAGUGUGUACACUAGGAAUUUCCCAUGGGUAGUGGUUAAAUGGUUCAAGUAUACCUUUAUUUGACUGCAGUUUUACCAGCAGGCAACACGUCAUUAAUGAUUUUAUCAAUUCUGAGAAAAAACAUCAUUCAGUCUGAAAUUAUUUGAAACAAGAGCUUUCUGAACUGCAAAGAUCUGUGAUACUGCCUCAAUUAUUUGGUUCAUUCUUAUCAGCCAAUUUACAGUCAUAUUAACUUUAAAUCAGAUAUUGUUACUUACAAUUUGGUCAAAACUUUAGUGCUUUUUUCUGUUAGUAUUCUUAGCAAAAUAUGACAGCAGUUCCUGUAUAAGGUUUGAGGUUCUUUUAGCCUGUUUUCUUCAAUUUGGUUGAUGUCACCUCCACUCAGCUCUUCUUGUGUUUUAACAUCCCUCACAAAUAUCUGCUUGGUUUUCCCACCCCUCACCUUUAAACAAAUUUACUACUUCUUUAAACUUUACACUUGAAUGUAGACCCAAAGGUCCAUAUCAGCAUAAAAUAACAUAACAAAUAUUGAAUCAAGUAAACAAAUUGCGAGUAAUAUUUAAGAAAUUUACUGUUUUACCCAAACUAUCAGAAAUGAACUUCUUUGCCAUGUUGUCAACAGACAGAUAAGAAUAAGUCAUAUACUUUUCAUAAAUUGAUAUGAUACAACAUGUAAUUUGGUUUUCCUUGACAUCACCCUAGCUGUUCAGAGUUAAUCUGAUGCUGUGGAGUUUUUAUUACUCAGUUUCAAGUAUGAAAACAGGAGAGUGAUUAGAAAACAGCCAGAAAAUAAACAGUUUAAUUUGUUCAGUGCUAUCAUUUGUAUGUAUGACACCACUUCAACUAUUGUAAGAUCUGAAUCAUUGAGUGCUUUAACAGUUGAUGAUACCAGGGUGCCGCACAAAUGAACAUAUCCAAAAAUGUCAAUUAUGUGCAUAUUCUAAAACUGAAACAAAAGGAUUUGGAUGUCAUUGUGAUAAUUUCUGAAAAUGAAUGAAUUAUGGGGGGUUGAAAUGAAAGAAAUUGGAUUUCUUGAUUUAUGUGUUUAUAAAAUGUAUUGGGAAGAUCUUAAGACUAUAUGACUCUUGAAAAUGUACAAAGUUUAAAUUCUAUUGUUCUAAAUGGUAUAUAAAUAGAAAAAUAAGGUCCCAAAAGCCAUACUAUGCAGUUCAUGGAUAUUUGCUCCUCUGGAUGGAUGUUAAACUGUUUGGUCAGUGACAAAAUGUUUUAACCUAAUCCAAUCUAGUCUAACUGAAGUGAAAAAACAAACACUUUAGGGUUGCUAAAAAGGUUAUGAAACGAUUUCUCUUGGGUCUGUCCAGCCUGAUAUGGGACAAAAUUAGCCACUGGGCGUCUGCUUCCCCUCAUUACUAUCAGUCUGUACUUUGAUGAAAAAAAUGAGACCAAAACUUUAAAAACAAUAAAGAUCUUUCACAUUUUUACACAGGGCCCAAGGAGAUUACAUCAUUAACCACCCCAAGGGCCCCACCAUGCCACUUAUUAUUAAUAGUGAUGUAUACUCCCUUACAUUUUUUUUCAAUUAAAUUAGCAUGAACUAGUUAACACAGAGCUACUUGAGCCUUUAGGACUCUUUGCCUUUAAGGAGGGAAUGACUCCGUGUUAACAUCUUUUCCAGCUCAUGCUGUGCUGCCAGAGUUUCUGCUCAAUGUGCUACUUAAAAAUGCCCUGUCAUGUCAACACUGCUAAUAAAUUCACGCAAUCGUCUCGCACUGCUCCGUGAUGUUAGCUUAUAAAUAUUGCGUGGUGCAGAAUACAUUCCUGCAUGUUUCCCAUCAUGCAGCUCUGUGAAGUCUGCAAAGUUCAGGUCCUCUCUCAGCUUUCAGCGUGAUGAGAUGCAGGUGACAGCGGUGCAGCUUGACAGCGCUCAGACUAUCAAAUAACAAAGAGGGUGGAAGAGGAUCGGAGGCAGAUCUGGCGCAGUUUCAUAUGUCUUUCCUCAAACAUGUUCAUCAUUUCAGCUCUUUUUGCAGUUUUGGAGCGAAACAACAAAAUCUUUCAUCCUGAAAAUGAUCGAUUAAUCAAUCCCUGUUUAAUCCAGCCUCAGGGAUAUUGUGCUGCAGAUGUGAUAAAUGGAUCACAGCUGCUCCAUCAAAUAUCGAUCCCUCCCUUUGUUCUAUCACUGCCAGGCUGAUGAAUGUGUCUCAUAUUCAACAAUCUUUCUUACUUUGAGUUAAUGUGCACAUGCUCCAGAGUGGAUGUGUCACUAUGCAAAAGGGCAGCUGCUAUUUAUAGUGUGUCUUACUGAGCAAGAAGCCAGUCAUAACUCCAACACCAUAGUUAUAAUACACCCGCCACACUUCCUGAAAAAGGCAUCCUUUGCUCCUCUCUCCCACACAUACACUCACAUAUGCAUACAUGCGAUAGUAAACCAUUGUCCCUGUGCAGCUUAGGCCAAAUCCAGAACAAGUCCUGCUAGAGCUGUCCUAUUUUCCUGUUGCUUUGUCUAGUUUAAUUUGGAGAGGAGCCUCCUUCAGUGACAGCUGCCAGCAAGGGAGAAGGCGGACACAUAGAUACACUCACACUCUACCUCUGUUAUGUGUACACACAGUCUGUCCAUCUUCUCCUAGCAGACAGCACAGGAAAUACCUCACUCUAAACUUCUGCUGUAGUUCAAAGCACGAUAAAAGUCACCAAGUAAUCACAGCCACAAGUUUUCUCCGAUGUCAGGCUCUGGUUUGGAAGCUCAUAAAAUGUUUUAGUGUCGUUCUGCUGUGCACCAGGUUGGAAAUCACAUAGAUGUCAGCAUUUCAUGGAUAGUUAAAAAGAGGGGGGGGGGGGCAUGGUGCCUUAUUUAGAGGUGAAAGAACACAUCUGACACCCUGUGGCUAAAAGCAAAAAACAGCUAGAGUUAACGGUAGCAUUCACUUACUACCAGCUAGCAUAAGUGUUUGGUAGCCUGUAAAAUGAUUAAAUGUUGUUUGACUAAGUCAGGCGACACCUUUAAACAGGAUUUGAGUUAACUACCCCGGGGGUUGACAGCAAAGGAAAGUGGCUGCUGUGUGAAUAUUGUGAAUUUGCACGCUCACAUUUUUACCGCUCAGUUCAUUUACUUGAAUUGCAAAGAGCUCAUCCUCAACAUUAAUCAUAAAUUCUAUGACUUUAUUUCAGUCAGCUGCAGUGGUUUAGAUGGUCACAAUUAAAACAUAAACUGCAACACAUGACAAAUAAUACAGGGUGACAGAGAGCACUGUAUCAGGAACACAUGCACUCGUAUAAUAUAACUCACCAGAAUGUGGUGGUCUAUUAAAAAACAAGCUUAUAAACUGCUGUUUGAGGUGUUGGGUAGUUUUUGCAGAUGAUUUGACUUUAAAGCGGCAGAUGGAAAUGAAGCUCUUAAUGUCGCACAGAAAGCUCUCGCCUCAGAAGCUGUGUGACAAAAGGAUAAAGAGCAAUCUUUUAAUGGGGAUAUUCAUGAGGAUAUUUUAUAGAGUUCUCCAAGUAAAAGAUAACAACGUGAUGUAAUUUCAAACCUCGCACACAAGAAAAAUCAAGAACAAUGUCAAAUUCUUAAAGCUCUGAAUGUGAUGCUCCCAAAGUUCCCCACGGUGAUGAUGCUGGUUAGAGUUAUAACCCUGAAUUUUUUAAGGUUUGUGUCCUAGGCGGGCCCCCCUAACAUCUGAUACCAAUAGACACAGGAAAAGAUCACAGCAUGCAUAAAGACCUGAGCUGCAUCCAAACAAACAAAGACAGUCUGUCACAGUUGUUUCCCUACAUGUUUCUCAUAAUUAGUUUUUCAAACCUUUAUAAUGUCAAGUCGUGAACUCAACAUCUAUGGCAGUCUUAACUAAUUCACAUUAACUGACUCAUGCAAUUAACUUGUUUAAACACACAGUUAGUGCUUGAGAUGAAGGAGCAGAUGACAACAUUUUACAGUUGACUGUGUUUUGGGCUGCGAGCACUGUCUCGGAAACCUUGUUAUCUCACGUCUGGGUCUCACCUGGUUCAUGCAACAUGGCUACGCUUGUCUCCUUGGUUUAGGAAAUGCAUCAAUAGCGAGCGAGUGGGCAAGGAAGAAAAAAAGAGAGAGAAAAAGCUCCAGGAAGGAACCAACAGAUUCUCCUCUGUCUCGCCUUCCUGGCUAGAUUAGCACUCUCCCUCAGCUGUUAUAUAAGGAGAACGUCUAGAAAUAGAGCAGUGUGGAUGGGGGAAGGAGGGAGGGAAAGCCCUCGUCUUUGAUGCGAGUCCCCUUGGGGGGAGGAGGAGGGGGGAUGGGGGUGAUGCCAGAAGGGUUUCCUCCCUGGCUGUUAGGCACACGCAUAAACCCUCACGUACACGUGCAUACACAUAAGCAAGCGCUGCAAGGGCAGAGAUAGAGGAUGGGAAAGUUAAGUCUUGUGGAGGGUGUUGUGCAUGUUAAGAGCGAGUGUGCAUGUGUGUACAUGUGUGUGCAUGCAUGGAUAGUUUUGUUUGUUAUAGCUGGAGUGUAACAGCAUAUUGUGUGAAGAGUGCACAGCAGCAGCCUUUGAGAGGAUCAGAGUACGCUUUGAAUUCUCUGUGCUGGAUGGAGCUGAGCGUCCUCGUGUUUUUCAGCUGCACGCUCGUUUUCAGAUCUGUCAGCCGCAGAAGAGCUACUCUGAGGAUAAGGAAGGAGGGAUUUGUUCACUGAGUGAACAAAAUAUCAGGGAAACUCACUCUUCUUCUGUCAUGCUACGAAAUUAAUUUGUCAAGUUUUUUUUUGAUUGAAAGCUGCAGUAUGAUCCCUCUAAACCUCUAUCAAAUCACACCUCCCACCAGCCUGAGUCAGUCAUAACACCUUUAUUUGUUGCUACCAAGACAGCAUGGAAAGUAGUUAGCAAGCUAGCACAGAAGUUGAAAUGGUGAGCAAAAUAUGGAGGUUUGAAUGAUGAGCUUGGAGAGGGUUAUAAUCAGGGUGAUUAUCCAAAGGAAAUGUAUGAGUGGUUGAAAUGUACCCGAAAUAAAUGCCUUUCAAAGUGUAAUUUUUUGCCAAAAAUAACAGAUCAAUGGUUUUAAUUUGAAAAAACUUGAGGUAAUUAUUCAGAAUGGGCAAAGUAGAGAGGUUAAUCGAGUUACAAAUGAUGGACAUAUGGUUAAAAUACUAAAAGAUAGAUUCAUUUAACCCUAAACAAAACAAAACAAAAAAAACUAAAUUUGCGAAGAUUUUGCCUCAAACACUUGAUCUGAGCCAUGUUGACCUGACAAUUUUGAACCUUAUAUCAACACAUGAUAUAUAGAAUAUUAUUGUCAUUGUGACAAGCACAAUGAAAUUUUAAAAAAAAAUUAAAAAGGGGGGAAAAAAUGACAUAACUGAUUGCACUUAGUUAAGAAUUUAAGCUGUUUUGACAAGUGUUUUGAAAAAUGUUUAACAUAUCGUUUUCAAGAACAUUUGUUUGCUGCAUUGGCAUCCUCUAUUUAGCUUUGACUCCAUGCCAUAGCUACGCCAUUAUAGCCUGUGCUGUUGUGAGCACUACAUACUUUAACACUGGCAUGUCUGCUCUGCUGUGAUGCUUUGCCCAAACGUCUCUUGGCAUUGUGAUUGAUGUUUGCCGUAUCCCAAUUUUUUUGGUCCUGCAAUACUCUGCUUGUUUGUGAACAAGAAACCAUGGCCACUCUUAGCUUAUUAUCUGAGGAUGUUGUGAUAGUUGGAGUUGAUAAAUGUUGAGCAGCCUCUCUAGCAAAGAAGAGAGGGAAGGUCAGAGGAAAUGGCGUGAAUGCAGGAGAUCUGAUCCUAUCCAGCAGCAGACAAAUCACAGGGUUGCAGUCUGUGCUGUUUUGACAUCUUGCUACCCUUAUAAGAAGGUGCACAUCAGGCUUUAUGUGUCAGCUCUCGCAAAGGUACAGAGCUUUCCAUGCCCACUGUGUAAUGUUAUAGCACAUAAUGUCUUUACUUAAUACAAACAAUUAAGUCCCUAGAUCUUUGCUUGUAAUUUCUAUACAAGAUUAAUAUCUAUAUCACAUUAUGUGCAAUACUUUCACUUAUAACUAGCAUCAGAUUUUAUAUUUUGUUGUCUGAUAGGAAGCAGUCAGUGAUAAAGUUAAUUGGGUCAAAUUAGGAGAUAAUUAACUUCAAUAAUCAGAGAGAAUUACUGUAGAAGUUAGCUUAAAUUAACAUAGAUCAAUUUAUGACACAAGCUAAAGAAAAACAUAAACAGCUGAAAGAUGAAGCUAAUGUCUAAAAGAUUAUAUAUUGUCUCAAGUGAAAGCUUAAACAGUAUAAAUGAAAAACAGAUUAAAGGAGAUAUUGUGCUAUUUAGAUGCCUCUGCUGUCGUAUACAUGAAAUAGACUUUAUUCACUUCUGGAUUACAAGCACCAAACGUUUUAAAGAUGAGCAAAAACACAAUAUCCCACGUGUAACACCAUAGCAGUAACAAUGAAUUAUUCAUGAGAGACUUCUAUGAUAGUAGAAACAAUACUAUACAAGUACUGUGUGAUCCUCCCCCAAGGUUUCUUGCAGACUGUCUCUGUGCACAAAGUCCAUGUUUUUCCCCAAGUUCAUUAAGACUAACUCACACAGUGUUUUCACUCACAGAUAUGCCACCAAAAAUGAAAAAGUGUAUUUUGAAGCUGUCGCAGGGUUACAGAAAACUGUUCUCUGAGCAAAAAACUUGAAGCCUUUUGAUCUCCCCCAGUGAGAAGGCCCCCUCAGCAUGAAACCUCUGAAAACACAGAAGCCAAUUAAAACAUUGGCAGUAUGGAGACGGAAACACAGUUGUUGUGUUUCUGCUCGUAGCUCUGACAGACUCAACCAGGCUUCAGGAUCAUUUUUGAGAAAAAUGCCUCUCUUGUCAGCUGCCGCCAAGCUCAACAGCCGUCAUGUGGCGUAUUUAAUUUUGACUGAUAGGCCUUUUAAAAAUGUAUCCAUCCAGUGUGCUUUUCAGAAAGAGAGGGGACUCUACCUUUUUAUUCGGAUUUGAGGAUUUCAGUCAGGUCUUAGUUGUAGUGAUAUCCCUCGCCUGAUGGUGAGAACCUUAUUAUCUGGUUUCAGACAGACACAAAGGCCCGAGUCACUCUCUAAUCCUGUGGGGGUGAAAGAUUUUGAAUAAUUCAUCCAUGAAUUCCCUUUUUUUGUCUGUUAUUUGAUGCUACAUCAACUUAAAACUGUAGUACACAGGAAGCUCCUGAAGCACGGCAGAUUGCAGCCUCACAAACAGGGAACAUGGUUAUGCAAGAGCAGUUCUCUGUCUGUAAGCCUGUGAACCUGAAUACAUUACGAUAUCUUCAGCUCAGUUUGCAGCAAUUUAAAAAUGUACAAAAGUAAUGUGCUUGAAAUAUUAAACAGGCUGCUCUCUUUAAUAGCUUAUGUAAAAUAUUUUCCUGAAGCUAAGCCACUUUUUAUGCCUCUCAGACAUCAAAGGAUCCUUUAAAUCAUUUGAUGAUUAUAUGCCAAGGCUUCCUAUCCGUUUGCUGUUUGUAAAUAAAGUAACUUGAAGCAGAUCAGGGGCUAAAUGCACUGACAGUGUUUUUUACUAAGCCGCCUUCUUAUUCUGAGUGACUGUUCCCAACAUUAAUACAUUAUGCUCCUACAAAGUUCAAUGGUUUUUGUCAUUUCACUUGCAGUAUUUCAGUGUUUGUGAUCUGGAAAGGGUUUUAUUUUCACUCAUUGGAGCUGGGUGGGGCUCAGUUGAGACAAGCUGAUGUUAUGUGUUUCAGUGGAUGAAUUGAGGUUUUUCUAUUUGAUUGAGAUGGUGAGCUACAGUCACCAGGACCCCUUAAAAACCAAAGGUUUUUUGUGAGAUGGGCUGGGACUCAGCAAGCGCCACAUCUGUCUCAAUAAAGCUUUACUGCCUUAAGAGACCUCUGCAUGACCCUGUGAGAGCCAGACACAAUACUGAAGCAUUAUUUAAGCUGAAACCAUAGCUGUUUUCUAAACCUUACUAUUAAUUCAAGAUAGUCUGAGCCAAAUUUCAUCCUAACCAACUACAGAUGUUAGUUAAGUUUAGUUCAGGCACCCAGACUACAUGAUUAAGUCAAGCAAUGAUAGUAUUUGGGUAAAAUAGUAGUAUUAUGGUGUACUAAUAUUAUGUAAUUUUAUAGCUGUGAUGCCAAAAUACAGAACACCCCUCAAUCUGAGUAGGUUUAAUUUGUGAGAUAGAAUUUGGACUUUUUAAAUGUUAGAUAUAAAGUAGCAGGACCAUAGACUGUAUACACUAUGGACAACGUGGCUCCGCCCUCUGUCAUUAUAUGUAUUUAAAGCUGAAUUGCUCUCAGCUACCAUUUGUGCAGUAGCAUUGUAUGCAUUCGGCAGGAGAGUCGCUGUGAUGACACUCGGCUCAAACAGUGUAUCCUUGUGUGAGCUACACAAUCUCCGUACAUCCAUAGGCUGUAUCAAGUGUCAAUCAUAGAAAACAUGAACCCCUUAAAAAAAAUUAAAAUGGGGCUGCACAGAAAAAAAGAGGACUUGAGCACAAACCAAUCUUACAGUAACUACAUGUCAAUAUUGCAACCAUGGGGGAGAAAAAUGUAUAGUCUGUGUAAUUAAUUUCUAAAGUUGGUCAACAAUGCCAUAGGGAUUGCGGGAUUUAUGACCUAUACUGCAGCUCCUCACCAGAAGGCGCUGUUCUCGCGGUGGCAUUACCCAGCAAGGAGGCAGACGGUGUCCAUUCUAUCUACCAAAAACCUACACUAUAUAUAUAUAUAUAUAUAUAUAUAUAUAUAUAUAUAUAUAUAUAUAUAUAUAUAUAUAUAUAUAUAUAUAUAUAUAUAUUAUAUGACUAUUUACUAUUUACAUUGUAGAUUAUCACUGCAUUAUCACGACUACAUAAAACAUAGUAAAUUUAUGUUUUUUUUAGUAGUUUAGCUAAACUCAGAAGUGCUAAAAAAAAAACAUUAAUAAGAAGUGUACAUCUAGCAGAGUGUAUGAAGUAGAAAGAGAGCCUCCAGAUGAAAUAUUGUGUUUAAAGGAGUUUAUUUAGCCAGCAGUAUCAAUUAAAGACCCAGUGAAGCAGAUCGGCUCUCUCUGGGAAUUUAACUCCAAAUAAACAGUCAUUAAAGGUGAAAUUAUUUUCUCUAACUUUUCCCCUAACACCUAUUUUUUGCUUAUUUGGACUUAAAUAUUUAAUGAUAUAGAAAAUUAAUACAGAUGAUUAAUAAUGCAUUGCUCUCCUGCUGGUUAAAUUUAAUCCGAUAUUUUAUAAGAAGAGACCUCAUGCAGUUUUGCUAAGGUCUAAGACACAGACAGUAUUCAUGUCUUCGGGUUGGUGUCAUCAAGAAUUGCAAAUUACAGAUGCAAAUGUAGCAGUUUGCUGAAUCCAGGGUUAUUUCCAAGGAAUUAGAGUGCUCGCUAUCUGAGCUCAACGAUGCAGAAGCUAUGCGUCAUAUCAGGGUAAUUAGAUGAACUCUUUUUGGCAUCACUCCACUGAGUAGCUUUAACAGGCUCUGUCUUAAUCUCCUCUUCUUUAUUAUACGUCUAUAGUUGGCCACACGACUGCUGAGACAGGCUCCAUCAGGCUUGAUUCAGGUUGAGCCAGUUACAGCUUUUUGUCUAAUAUGGGGGUUGUAGGAAUCAAUGGGGCAUUCUUGUAUACAAAAAUAGUUUGUUGCUGCUGAUGUAAAACUUUCUAAAGCCACUGUGGAAUCAGUAGUUUAGAUGGUGUAAAACAUGGACAUGGUCUUGAUAGCAUCACUCAUAUGGUAGUUGCCGUAAUGGAAAUGCUGACUGCUCAACUCAUCCACCUGUCAGAAAUAUCUCAAUCAAAGCAGCGUAAUUAUGCAUAACUCUUAGCCUUGAUUAAAAUAAAUCAGUCAGGAAGAAAUAACCCUCUGUACGGUUGACACAGCUGACAGAGAUGAGGUUAAAACCAAAAUAACUUUUUUCAUAUGGGCUGUGAUAAUUUUUAUUUCUGCUGUAAAACUGGGAAUUUUAAUAUGGACUCCAAUGGGGGUUGACUCAUUAAAGGAAGCGGCCCCAAGUGGACAGUCAAAGGAACUACAGUGUUUUGUAUUUAUUCAUUGGCUUUAUUUCAAGGGUAAAAGAGGUGAAAUGUUUCAGAGUCAGUGCUGGGAUUAGUAGCCUACGUUUUUAAUUAUCUGGCUACAUGAUGCAAACCUUAGCAAUAGUUUGACAUUGGCAUGAAUGACUAGCCUAGCAGCCUGCCUGUGUCACAGGUUUUAUUGCUCUCAUUGAAAUUUUGGUCUGAGCCUUAACAGUCCGAUACUGUUUUGCAUUUACACCUAACAGGCCACACCAUCAUCCAGAUUAGAUGACACAUUUUGCAGUGCUGCACUUUACAUUACAGCUCUGCACAUGAUGAUGCGUUGUUUUAUUUUCUCCUGUAUCCUUUGAUUACUUCUCUGUGUUUCUGUAUGACAGAUGAGGGCCAGACUGUGUGUGGCUCACCUGCUGACAUGCAAGGCCGGCGUCUGGGCGAGGUUGGCAUCCAGCUACGGACGUUAUGUCACCAGACUCUGGGCUCCUGGGACUACCUUUUCUUUGUUGUCAUCGGCUUUGUCAUCUUCGCUGCUGGCACAGUUUCGGCCUGGGUGAUGGGCGUCAUUAUGGUGCUCUAUGAGCGCUACAUCAAGAAGAAGGAUGAACAGCUGGAUGCAGAUGACGAAGAGGAAGCUGUUGAGACGGGUCGCAGCUCACGUGCCAGGAGUGACCACGGCAAUGGAAAUUUGAAAACGUCACAUACUGUUUGAAAGAUUUAUUCAUCCUCUGCACGCCAUGGAUUCCUACAGUGCCUCCUGUCAACUUCCAGGACUGUCUGUGAAGUCCAAUCACACUCCUGUCACACUGAGUCUGUUUAACGGGCUCAACACUGAGGGGGGAAGGAUUCAACAGAGAUGAGGCAUGUCAUUCCUCUGAUUUAAAAUGUGCUUUAAGGUGAGCUAACACAUGCUUGGGCUGCCAUUGUCGAGGUCCUCAGCCCUUUCUGAUCAUGUAUGCAAAUGUAUGACUUUGAUUUAUGGUCUUUAUUUUUGUAAAAUCUGACACAGAUGAGCUCAUAAAGGUUGUCAAAGAAGCCUGUAAACUAAGAUGGCAAAAGUGUGAGUCUAAAUAUAAAAUAAUAGUUUAAUGGUUAGCACCAGAAGAUGAGCAUAUGCUUGUUUUACUUUGUGUACCAUCACCAAUGGUUUCCACCAGUUAUAAUAAAAAUAUUGUCCCAUGUUCUCUACCUGCUGGCCCUGUUGCUAGAAUAAAAGAAGAAGAUUUAUACCCCUUUAAUGUCUGUCUGUUAGCUUAGAUUAGCAUGAAAACUGGAAACCAUUAAAUGGCCGUUAAAAGUUGAUGAAAUCCAUCUACCAGCACCUUUCAAGGUCGUUACUCAAUGUUAUUGGUCAUCUGCCUCAAGCAGCAACUUAUCAGAUUCUCUCUCCAUCAAUAAGUGACUGCUCAUAGCUGAGGUACAGUAUGACAGAUAACCUCCCAAUGGACUAGCAAACUGUACUUUCAGCCCUUCGGUUCCUGCACACAUCAUAUAAAAGAGAGAUAUGCCAGUGAGUUUAAGGGUACUUGAAUGCAAAUUUAGUUCCUUUUAGUAAGGCAAGGCUGUAACCUCUUGUUGCCAGUCUUCAUGCUAUGCUGGGCUAAUGUGCUGAAAGCCUGAGCUUAUGGCAGUAGAAUCUAUCCUUUUGUCUGGAGCUAGGAAGAUGAAGUCCAGUCUUGACCAACAAAGGAGCAUCAGCCCAUUCAAGCAUGAUAGAACUGAUUGUUUUCCUUAGGACUUGCCAGGAAAUGAAAAAAAAAAAAGGUUGUUUUUGAUGAAAUUUUUUAGUAAAUUUUUUUUCACAACUACAACUUAAGCAUUCAUUACAAGGCUCAAUUGCAGCCCUUUUCUACUUCCAAGAAAUACACAUGCUUGGUCAGUUGCCCAGUGCCCCCAAAUAUGACAUCGUUGGUACCCCUCCAGUUUGUUUUUUCCAAUAUUGCUUUCUUUAAGAAAAUCACUUUUUGGCGCAAAGAAAACAAAACAAAGAACAAAAAACAUGUCUUUUAGGAACUUAACAUUCAGUUGAAACCACAAUAAAAAGUUUUUGACCGGUUGUAAGAAAGACUGGAUUUGUUAGUGUUGUCCCUAUGGCACACAAAUGAAACUAGGCAACAUGAGAAUUUCUCUCUUUUUAAAAAAAAUGUCAGAAACCAACUGAAUUAGUAAUAAAUCAAACUUCUCAUAUCUGACUAACAAACCUAGAUAAAGCGGUCAUGGAUCAAUUUUCCACUGGGAGUGUGCCCUGUAGUAUAUAAAGCUGGUCUUAGCAUUCUAUAAAUGCUCCAGAGUUUUCACACUGGGCUUUGACCCAGAAGCUGAACAGCAAAACUGUGUUUCUUGGAAGCUGAAUAGUGAAGAAAACUUGACAGGAAAGGAAAUAAAAAGACGAAGCUUUGGUGAUGUACGUUGAAAGAUUAAGAGCUGUAAAAGUGAUAUUUUAAUCAUUUGACGUACACCCUGUUAGCCUCUUGCCAAUGCAUGUAGUUCAGCUAGUAAAUGGCCCAGUGGUGAUGAGCAGAAAAGGGGCGUGUCCUCAUUCACUGUACUGUUUGCUGACACGCUUCUGUCAAUAAUUCGAUUCUGUUCUGGUGUUUGUAAGCUGGGACAAGGACAGUAUUCUAGUUAAAUUGCCUAAUCAAGCUAUUACCUUCACUAUGAGUAAAUGAUGGAUUCUGCUGUUUCAUAGCAAACAUCAUUUUAAGAAUUUAACCAAAUGUGUUUAUAUUGCAUUUGUUACAUUUUCCCAGACUUGACAUGCUUUCUUUCCUGACUUAGAGGUACAUAUUUCACACAUUCUUGAACACAGAGCUGCAAAUGCCAAAACAGCAGCAGAGUGGUACCCAGAUCUUCAUAUUUUAAAGCUUCGAGGCACAGACCAAGCUGUCAUUCUUAAUGAGAUGGAAGUGAAAAAGUGUUGCCAGUAGACACGAUUGUCCAUUAGGUUGUGACCAAUCAGGUGUUCCACUAAAAUUAGAGAUGAGAGGAAAAAUUAGAGGAGAGUCAAAGACAGAAACCCAAGGCUAUGUUUGCACUGAACCAAUUUGGGUCAUUGACAGAAAAGCAUUUUUGUCUGUAUCUUACCUUUUAAGAAGAUGGAUUGCUAUAGAUAUUGCCUUUUCAAACAUGAAUUUAUUUCUAUUCUUUUCUUAAAUAGCAUUAUUUGCGCGCAAAUCAUUGAACUGUGGACCUCCAUAAUGGCAGGGUUAGAUAAAGUGUUGCAGUCAGUCUUCUGAAGGAAAGAAAAAGACACAUUUAUACAGUGCACUCAUGUCAGUGUAGGUGAAUUAAUGUGUGCACAUGUGUGUUCACUUGGGAGUGUAUAUGCACCUGUAUGUUCAGCUCUCCAUCUGUUAUCCCAGUAAAAACUGCAGUCCAGUUUUUUGUGUUGAGGAUCUAUUUGUGAAGUUGAGAGCCGGUUGCUGAGGACUGUUUUGGCAGCAGGCCCUGCAGGAUGACAAGUAAACAGGAGAGUGUGGUAAUUGAUUUCUACUUCAUCCUGUCGUUGUUUGGUUUGAGUGCAGUGUCCUCUCUUUUUCUGCAUGCACUGUUGAUGCACCAAAAAGCCUUAUGUAGUCUGGACAAGUGUUGAUCAACGAAUUAAAAGAUGAGUCUACACAAGAUCCUACAAAACCAUUUGAGACUAAUUAUUGAAAAUUCCCAUGCAUCUACAGUUUUACCUAGUGGGCUUUAAUUUUCCCUUUUGGAUUCAGUGAAUUUGUUCUUUUUGCUAUAAUCUUUCAAAGCAAUAAGAGAGCUCUUGUGUAAAAUAUCAUCCAUUACUUUUUUAAAGGUUUUUAUAUGUCCCAGUAUAGAUAUAAGUGUCUGGCUGUUCCUCUUUGUUGGCUUUGACUGUUAUGUGCUUUGACAGAUCUGGGGAUUAAAAAGCAUUCUAGUUGGGUAAGGUACAUUAUUAGAAAGCUUCUCCAACAUGCUAUCCUUUAUGUGUAUACAGUAUAAAUGUUGAGUCUGAACCAAAUUCAAGGGACAUUGUUUUUUCCCCAUCUAAGUAAUGAGAAUUUUAGUUUGCGCAGGUUUUAUUUUGAAGGUUACAGAAAACUGUGUAACGAUAUCUUGAAAGUGUAUCAGUGAGACAAAAUAGAGCAUUUUCCCGGAAGAUAUUUUGACAUCACAGUGAGGAAAGCACAGGCAAAGAUUAUUGGAUCAAUGAUGGCUGAAUUCAUUUAGCAGAGUUAGGAGAGCAGAGUUGAUAAAUCAGCUUUUUCUACAAUCAAAAAUUUAAAUUCACAUGAUGAAAACGUGAAAAUUUGGGAUAUUGCAAGUUUUGAUCACUGAUUCUUUGGCUGUUCAAUUGCUGAGAAACUCUAAGGUUCCUAGAAGUGAGAAAAGUUGUGUUUCCACCAAAUGUUGUCGUGAUUGCUUAGUUUUCUAGCCUGUUGGAACAGUUGAGUGAUUAAUCUGCACUCUGACUCUUAACAAUGUGUUGUUUCUCUCUUUAAUGUGCUCCACAGCACUACUGAAACCUUUCUUCACACAUUUUCUGGCACUUGUGUGUGCAUAUUGUUGGUACCCGUCCAAAAUGAACAACAACCACAAAGUUAUUCUUUUAGCUGAAAACCGAACAAUUCUAGCUCUAAUUUUAGUGUUCAGGUUUCGAGGGCAGGGUCCUGUAGAUUCAAUAUGUUUGCUUUGCAAAAUCUCUAUUAUGAGUUGAAGUGGUUAGAGAAAAUGCCAAAGAAAAGAACUGUGACAUUUAUGUUGUUGCACCACUAACAUAAGUUCCUGAGGAGGACUGGUCCGUCUGUGUAUUGUUUGCACUCCUUCAUCAUAUAAGGAGGUGAUCUAAUAACCUAAACAUACUAACUGGCAUGGCAUACAUUGUUGAUGCCCAAACUAUGACCUGAGUACUGUACCUGUAAUUUGCCUACUAAAGCAUUAUGCAGAGAAACCCCUGAACAUUUGAACCCUUGUUUGCUCUCAUUGCUUUGGUUAUAAUAUUUGCAUGAGGUCUUUCAGUAUGUAUUGCAUAAUCUGCAUGUCUAUAAGGGUCUGUGAAACACAAACUCAUUUACAUUAAUUCUAGCAUACAGUGGUUUACACUGUGCAAUCUAGGUGCACAGAUUAGCCCAUGUGAUGCUACAGGCAAGGGUGAGAGUGCAGCUUGGAAAUAGGCCAGCUUGUUGUUCUAAUUCAAGCCAGCACAGUGACACAGAUGAAAUGCUAAGAAAUACCCACAUGUUGUUCUUUUUUUAAUAAUCAUGUACAUACUUGCUAUUCCUGUGCACAGCUCACAAAGCAAACACCAGGCUCUGAAAACCCUCAGUAUUGACAGUUUUUCGCUCCAUGUGGGCACUUGGAGGUACUUUAUAGAAGCUGAAUACUCAGAGCUUCAAUAACAUACUAAGUGGAUGAGCUGAAAUUCAAUAUUAUGCACUUUUUUACACCCCCACACUGCAAACUCAGACCAUAUUUAGAGGCACAUGUAUGCAUGUGCUCUGACACACGGAAAAAAAGCAUCAGUUCUCUCUCCAUCAUCGACUCCAACACAGAUAACCUCUGAGAAUAAUGUGCUGUAUAAAAGCUUAAAAGGAGAGCUCUUCUCUUGCUGAUGCUGUGCUACUGACUCAACCCAGAGCAGCAUCUUCCCACAUCAUUGAAUCAACAGGAUCUCAUAUCUAAGAGAGUUAUAUUUGGAUAAGUGUCCCCCUAAGUUUUCUUGACAAAGAAAAUACCUGAUAAGAUUGAUGUUUUACAUGCCUGUCUUUUGAUUAUGGUGGACAGCAGUUAGCUUUGCUUAGCAAAACAACUGGAAACAGGGAAGCACUUAGCCUUUCUUUUCUCCGGGGUGAAAAAAAAAACCAUACCUACCAGCAUCUCUCUACCAGUUGUCUCAUUGCUGACCCUUUCCUGGGGGCAUUAACUUUCGAAGAGUAUACAUUUUCUCAAUCCAACUCUACUUAAGAAAGCAACUAAGCAUAUUUUCACAAAUGCCUAACUAUUGCUUCUAAUUGAACAUUAAUGUAGUUGAGAUAGUUCAACAAUUGAAGCUUCUCUGCACUCAAAAAUGGGACUUUUCCAUCAUAAACCAAUCAAACUUAUGUCGGCCAGGAUCUCUGACUCCACCUGUAUCAGCUAUAACGGUGUAGGUCUGUAAGGGAAACUCAGCACACUUGUUUUUGUAGGUACAAUUUUUAGAUCUAGAGCUGCUCCCAAUGUUACAGCAUCACUUCUUAUCACUUAUUUGUAUAUUUUCUUUGUAAAAAUGCCCCUAAAUAAAGGCGAAAUGAAGCAUACAGAGCACAUUCAAUCAUCCUCCACAGUCACUACUAUGGGAAACUGACCUGUCCUGGGACUACAUGUGUAACCUAGCAACAGUGAGUGCCAGUGAGAGGCACCUUACAAUUGUGGAGUUGGGUGCUGCUAGUGCAAAAAAAGUAAACAAAAGCCAGACGUGAGGCUUACUCAUAUUUAUCUUUCCCAGUAAGAUUAUCCCAAAUGAAAAAUAAAGCAGUGAUUAGUUUCAAUAAAAGGGAAAAAAAAGGCCCGAUUGCAUGUAUAAUACAAUUUGUCUCUCACUUUUUUUUCCAUGAACUGUAAAAGGAAAACAUGGUCUUUUAUUGUUAAAGGACAAACCUGGACAAAGUCAGGUUUUAGCUUUGUUGCUAUAGUAGGUGCCCCAUGUCCAGUGCAAUUAUGGCUCAUGGGGUUAAUUCCUGCUCCCAACAUGAUAUAGUGCAUACUUUUCCCUCUAUCGCUCCAGUAGUCUUGUCAAAGACAAAAGGGAUUAUAAUAACAACAACAACAACAACAACAACAACAAAAUCGUAGCUGACCUGUUGUAAAUUCUGCUAAGCUAAGCUAACAGACUUAUAUUUGCAUUUCCCUGAAUUUUGAAAUUUUAAUUUUUUUUGAACACCAUAAUUUAAUUGCAGGACAAAAAAGUUUAUUUGUGCUCUGAAUUUUAAAAGAAAGAUGUUUAAAUGUGCUAACACCACUCCAAGUCUGAUGCUAGGCUAACAGGCUGCAGCUGUAGUGUUUGGCUUAGAGACAACAGAGUAGUAAUAAUGUCCUUAUGUAACGUUUGACAAAAAGCAGAUAAGGUCAAGUCCCCUGAUUCAUUUUAGCUGAAUAAACUAAUUAGUACUAAUUAGUAUGAUAUCAUUGUGUUUGUGAUGGAUUUUUCCCCCAUUUAUUCAAACAUUCAUCAGUCUGGCUGAGGUGUAGUUGACAGGAUGCACCUCAGGACAGAAAUGCACUCAGCUGUUUGUGGUCACAUCAAUAGCACAGCUGUGACUCAAAGUCAGUUCAGUGAAUAGACAAGGAAAUGCAUCUCACUCAGAGAUGUACGCAGAUGCUCCUGCAGGGCUUGUUCUCGGCCUCUGGUGUUAUAACCCGUGUUCUUUGCACCAUUGUGUGCAUCCACUGAGCUGAAGGCUAACUGGCCACUGCAAAACGCCUGCAGAUGGUCUAUGUGACAUCAAGUAAGAGCGGCUCUAACCGACCGUAAUAGCCCCCUGACACAUCUACUUACAAAUACCCUCACUCAUACACAAACACAGAGAAAACAGGAAGAAAAUCCUUUAGUCAUGGCGCAGUGGGAUGGCUUACACCAAAGUUAGAAAUGAGGAUAUAUUCAAGAGUGCUGCUGCUCAGGAGCUUUGAGACCAUUUCCAGUUAUUUCCACCAAAUUACGUCAUUAGUCACUGCCACAUAGGGUGACAGCAAAAAAAGUUCUCCGCCAAAUCCAACCGCCCAUACUGCUGAAGUACUGCUAAGCUAGUAAAUACAGAAACUGCUGCAACUUAUAUUAAGUCAAAUAUUUAUCUAAGUUUACAGUUGUAAAAAUACAAGGUGUUCAAUGAGUUUUGUACUUUCUCUUGCUUGAAAUAUAGUCAUUUCUUCCAUUUUUGACCACACGAGCACAAAAAGAGGGACAGAGAUAAUCAAAAAUGUCUGGUUUCAGAUUGACUUUAUUCCUUUUUCAUUUCCAGGAUUUGUUUGUCUGCUUGGAUUUAUUUGAACUUAAUGAAAUCAAUAUGUUUAAUCCUAUACUACAUACUGUAUGUUUUUUAUCGGACUCGAUAAUAACACUCAGCCCUCCUCUGUGAAUGUGACUAUUGAUUGACGGUGAAGAGGAAGCCCCUGCCUUCACUUGGCAGUGAAGAGGUCGGUUCAACUGCUGUUACAUGUCUGCACACAGGCUCAGGGGCCUGACAACUCUGUAUCCUUCCCCAGCAAUAAAAGGUCAUUUGAGAG
This is a messenger RNA of Xyrichtys novacula (pearly razorfish), 20088 nucleotides long. The record is from the annotation of a GenBank genome assembly. NCBI's taxonomy places the organism in Eukaryota, Metazoa, Chordata, Actinopteri, Labriformes, Labridae.